Molecule: messenger RNA, 1386 nt
Organism: Nerophis ophidion (straightnose pipefish)
Lineage: Eukaryota; Metazoa; Chordata; Actinopteri; Syngnathiformes; Syngnathidae
Exons: 4
Coding region: 150-1244 (364 amino acids)
Source: RefSeq, a predicted model, not a curated record
UGGGGGCCACAAGUGUGUGUGUGUGUGUGUGUGUAGUGAGUUAAGCAACAUUGUGAUAAGAUCAAGUUCCUUUCUGGGGUUUGAUCUGUGAGCAGAAAACAUCUUCCUCAUCAUCGUCGUCUUCAUUAUCGGCAACUUGGUCCAACAAGAUGGCUGAUGUACGCUGGCGGUUGUUGGCACUUAUUGUGGUUGUCACGGCAACAAAGACUCAGGCCAUCCACCAGGACCAGCUCGCCACAAUUGUUAGAGACGUCCUCGACAGGCUUCAUGUGGAUCGGGGGGUUAGGGAGGUCUCUGGUGAGAAGUUGCCCAUGUUCAGUCUGGCGGUGAGUGUCCCCCCGGGUCCUAACGGCGGAUAUGACGUGAAUGCCAUCCCUGACCCGGGUGACAAGAUCAGGGAGGACCUCUUGAGUUGCCGCGUCUACGAGGACGAGCACGUGUUGUUCGCCACCGUCCUGAACGACAAAUGCCCCAACUGGGUAGAAAAUGUGCCAGAGGAGCACGCCGAGUACCGCGUCCUGAGCGGCUUUAAGGCGUGGGCGGCUAACAAGAAAAAGACGGGUCUGAUGCUCUUCUACGUCUUGGCCUCGCCUGACAUGAGCCAGCGGGGCAUCCUCACGCUGGUAGAGGACAUCAAGGCGUGGCCCCAGCACGCCGUGGUCUUCUCCAAAGUCUACCAGCCUCCAGGCAAACUGCCCCUCGAGGUCAGCGAACUCACAGGCGCGCUCGACAACCUGGGACGCCAUCUCGGCGGCCUGGGGAACAUCUUCCGCUGCGACACGGGGGAGCAGUGUGUCAGCUGCUCCGGCGGGGGGGGGCAGGUCACACCUUACUGCUACCAAACUGGGCAUGGCCAGGGCACCCAGGGAAUGCAGGGCGGGAGAAGGAGAAGAAGCCCCCAGGAGAGCCUGGAGGUGGAACCUGACGUCUGCGGCGUCGACCCGCUGGGCCACGGAUGCGCCGAGCAGCCGGAGUCGGCCGAAGGUCCCACGCCAACCAAACUUCCUACGCCAACCAAAGGUCCCGGAAGGAAACUGAAGCGUGGGCGUGGCCAGAAGAAGAACAAAGGAGGCAGCAACAAGCGUGGGCGUGGCCAGAAGAAAACAAAAAAAAGAGGCGGCACCAAGCGUGGGCGUGGCCAGAAGAAAACAAACAAAAGAGGCGGGACCAAGCGUGGGCGUGGCCAGAAGAAGACAAACAAAAGAGGCAAGACCCGAUCUUCCAAGGGGCGGCGCCGAGGUUGACAGCGACCGAUUGGGCGAGCUGGGAAAAAAAAACCGUCUUUUGACGAUUAGCUUUGCUUCCAUGCUAACGCUAGCAUGCUAACACAAUCGACAAUGUAAACGUCUGAUUUUGCACAGCAUUAAAAAAGCUUUUAGCACACAA